Molecule: messenger RNA, 684 nt
Organism: Aspergillus pseudonomiae
Lineage: Eukaryota; Fungi; Ascomycota; Eurotiomycetes; Eurotiales; Aspergillaceae
Exons: 4
Coding region: 1-684 (227 amino acids)
Source: RefSeq, a predicted model, not a curated record
AUGACAUCCUCAAAACCUCUACCGCUCCUAAACCUGACAGGAAAUUGGGUUAUGGAAAAACAUCUAUCAACGAACGUUGAACCAAUGAUGAAGAUGCAAGGCCUAAACUGGAUUAUCCGCCGAGCCUUCCAACACGUAUCCAUACUAUUUACAAUCACCGAAUAUGCCAGUAUUGGCGCAGAUAGUUCACCACUGGCGUUGCAUAUUGACGUUGAACAUACUGUGACAGGUGGAUUCAACGGUACAACCGAGAAGCGGACGCUCGACUGGAAUCCUCAUGUCCAGAAGGAUUACGUGUUCGGGUGUCUUAGUGUCCGUAGCCGACUCAUUAGGGGCGUGGAAGAUGCGGACGGUCAUGUUCGGCCCGCACUUCAACUACACAUGCCAAACUUGGACGAAAGCGUAUACAAAUUCAUGAGGGGGGCAGUCUCUUCCGAGGGUGAGCCGGAGGAAGGGUUUUUACUUGAGGAGUCACCGCAACAGUACGUGGGAACUAGUCGUGGAAGUUGGUUGCAUACUGUCUCGUGCAAUGACGAACUAGGGUGGACCAUGGAACAGGUUUGGGGCUUCGAAAUGAUAUGCGGCGAGCGCUACCACACACGCCGGAUUGUCAUUAUUAACAAAUCCGGCGAUUGUACCAUGGGCCGAAUUGUAUACAAGUGGCACAGUGGAAUUCGGGAAUGA